This is a messenger RNA of Cyprinus carpio (common carp), 2366 nucleotides long. RefSeq names its product E3 ubiquitin-protein ligase TRIM35-like. The transcript is spliced from 6 exons. Gene Ontology annotation, molecular function: zinc ion binding; protein binding. The record is from RefSeq and is a predicted model, not a curated record. Bases 228 to 1619 code for a protein of 463 amino acids. NCBI's taxonomy places the organism in Eukaryota, Metazoa, Chordata, Actinopteri, Cypriniformes, Cyprinidae.
CCAGGAAGAGACUGACUUAUUUCUGUCAUACAGACUCUCUUCUCUCUCAACAAAAGCAAAAAGAAUCAAUGGAAAAAGGAAGAGAAACUAUUUAAAGAAGGAUUUUUGAGAAGUGUGUUUGUGAACAGACGGCAGAUCUUUGUGAAUCUCAUGAUUAAUAUUUUUUUUUAAACCAUUGUUCAGAAAGUGAAAGUAAAGUUUAGAUCGGUGGAGCUCAAACAGGAAAAAUGGAUUCACUAUCUGAAGAUGAUUUUUCUUGUCCUGUUUGUCAUGAAAUCUUCAAGUCUCCUGUUGUUUUAUCAUGUAGUCACAGCUUCUGUAAAGAGUGUCUUCAACAGUUCUGGAGAAUCAAGGGAACUCAGGAGUGUCCUGUCUGCAGGAGAAGAUCCUCAAGAAAUCAUCCUCCUCUUAAUCUUGCGUUACAAAACUUGUGUGAGUCGUUCCUGAAGGAGAGAAAAGAGAGGCGUUCAUCAGGGUCUGGGGAAAUCUGCAAUUUACAUGGUAACAAACUGGAGCUCUUCUGUCUGGAGGACAAACAGCCGGUGUGUUUAGUGUGCAGAGAUUCACAACAACACGACAAUCACAAAUUCAGACCCAUCAGUGAAGUGGUUCCAUCAUAUAAGGAGGAGCUUAAUACAGCAAUGAAGUCCUUACAAGAGAAACUAAAACACAAUGAAAAAAUAAAAAAAGAGUUUGAGAAAACAGUUCAACACAUCAAGUCUCAAGCUGAUCAAACAGAGCAUCAGAUUAAACAGCAGUUUGAGAAGCUUCAUCAGUUUCUCAGAGAUGAAGAAGAAGCUACAAUCACUGCACUGAGAGAGGAAGAGGAGCAGAAGAAGCAGAUGAUGAAGGAGAAGCUGGAGGAGAUCAACACACACAUCUCAGCUCUUUCACACACAAUCAAAGACACGGAGGAGAUGAUGAGAGCCAGUGACGUCUGCUUUCUGAAGAAGCUUCCAGACUCAAUAGAAAGAGUCCAGAUCUCAUCACAGCCGGAUCCACAGACUCCUUCUGGAGCUUUGAUUCAUGUGCCGUGUUACUUGGGCAACCUGCCCUUCAGAGUCUGGAAGAAGAUGCAGGACAUCGUCCAGAACACUCCUGUGAUUCUGGAUCCAAACACGGCUCAUCCACGUCUCCUCCUGUCUGAUGAUCUGACCAGUGUGAAAGACAGCGGGAACAAUCAACCUCUUCCUGAUAAUCCUGAGAGAUUUGACUGUUAUCCCUGUGUUCUGGGUUCAGAGGGUUUUAACUCAGGAACACACUGCUGGGAUGUGGAGGUUAAAGACAGUCUCUGCUGGCAUCUUGGAGUAACUACAGCUUCAAACCAGAGGAAGGGAGGGGAUUUCUUUUACUCUGAUCCCUGGUGUGUGCAGUAUCAUGAAUCUCCAUAUCUCUCCCUAGUCACAAAAUGUGGUUUUCCUGUUAAACAGAGGCUGGACAGGGUAAGAGUUGAUCUGGACUGUGAAGGAGGAACAGUGUCAUUCUCUGACCCUGUAACUAAAACACAUCUUCACACAUUCACAACCACCUUCACUGACACUGUCUUCCCAUUCCUCUGUUUUUGGUCCAACUCUCUGAAGAUCUUACCGGUCAGCAGUCAGUCAUCGUUACACCUGUAGGUCUGGAUCUUCCUGCUUUCAUCAUGUUCUAAUAUUUAAUCCAUAUCACAUGAGUAAGAGUGCUGUUGAUCUGAAUAUCAGUACAGCUGUGAUUGAACCACAGCUGAUCACAUGACUGAUAUCAGCUCUACAGACACACUCACACUGACACACUGCUGUGAGACAACAGAUCAAUAAACAAUAAAUAAUGCAAUUCAUUUAGUGAGAUUAAUCAAACUGUAAUAUGAUUAUGAGUUUAUUAGAUCCAUCAUUGUCUGCUGAGGUUAAGUUAAUAUCAAGUCACUUCAUUUCAGUCACAGUGUAUCCAGAUAUUUUCAGCAUUCAGUCACAGAAAACAUGGAAACAUCAGGGAAUUUGAAAACUAUGAUCUUCAUUUCUGGAUUUCUUUUAUGGUAAUAUAUCUUUAUUCAUUACUUUAUCCCUAGAUUUAGUAAUCAAGCGUCACGCUGCACUGAAUUAAACACAUGGUGAAGGUUCAAAUCAAUCAUGUUAUUUCUCAAAUCUGACUGAUGAGAAAUAAUUAUGUGUUGUGAAUCCACGAAGAUUUUAGGAGUCACGACUCGAGAAAAAAGCUUUCUGGAGAGAGAGAAAACAGUUUAAAGGAAAGAAAUGUUAGUUUGUUUGUUUGUUUGUCAGACUUUUUGUUGUUGGUUCAAGUGUUGUAAGCAGAAACAUUAUGCUAAACUAAAAACCAGUGUUUAAUCGUGUAUCAUUAAAGAUCAAAUCCAGUAAAGCUGUCUUUCUUCA